Penicillium angulare is the source of this 1053-nucleotide messenger RNA. RefSeq names its product zinc-dependent alcohol dehydrogenase. The coding region runs from base 1 to 1053 and encodes 350 amino acids. The record is from RefSeq and is a predicted model, not a curated record. The transcript is spliced from 3 exons. Gene Ontology annotation, molecular function: oxidoreductase activity; zinc ion binding. NCBI's taxonomy places the organism in Eukaryota, Fungi, Ascomycota, Eurotiomycetes, Eurotiales, Aspergillaceae.
AUGUCGAUUCCCGAAACACAAUGGGCCCAGGUUGCUGAGCAAGUUGGCGGCCCGCUUGUUUUAAAGCAGAUUCCAGUUCCAAAACCUGGCCCCGACCAGAUUCUCGUGAAGAUUCGCUAUACUGGUGUUUGUCACACCGAUCUUCAUGCGAUGAAGGGACACUGGCCGCUUCCAGUCAAGAUGCCCUUGGUGGGCGGGCACGAAGGUGCUGGAGUCGUCGUUGCUAAGGGUGAAUUGGUUCAAGAUUUUGAGAUCGGUGAUCAUGCCGGUUUGAAGUGGCUCAAUGGAUCUUGCGGAGAGUGUGAAUUCUGCAGACAAUCCGAUGAUCCCCUCUGUGCCAAUGCCGCGCUUUCGGGAUAUACUGUUGAUGGCACAUUUCAGCAAUACGCCGUUGGCAAAGCCACACACGCUUCUAAGAUCCCCAAGAAUGUCCCUCUUGAUGCAGUGGCUCCAGUGCUGUGCGCCGGUAUUACUGUAUACAAGGGAUUAAAAGAAUCAGGUGUCCGUCCUGGUCAGACCGUGGCCAUUGUUGGAGCCGGUGGUGGUCUUGGCUCUCUCGCUCAGCAGUACGCUAAGGCCAUGGGACUCCGAGUUGUCGGUAUUGAUGGAGGUGAUGAGAAGAGAGUGAUGUGUGAACAACUUGGUACUGAGGCUUUCGUUGAUUUUACAAAGUCGAAAGAUUUGGUUGCCGAUGUGAAGGCUGCAACUCCCGAUGGCCUCGGCGCACAUGCUGUCAUUCUAUUGGCGGUUUCUGAGAAGCCAUUCCAGCAAGCUACUGAAUAUGUUCGAUCUCGCGGAACUAUUAUUGCUAUCGGAUUACCCCCCGAUGCAUCACUCAAAGCUCCUGUCUUCCAGACUGUUGUCCGCAUGAUCAGCAUCAAGGGAAGCUAUGUUGGUAAUCGCCAAGAUGGUGUGGAGGCCCUCGACUUCUUUGCACGAGGCCUCAUCAAGGCCCCCUUCAAGGUUGCUCCUUUGAAAGAUCUGCCUGAGAUUUUCGAACUUAUGGAGAAAGGUCAAAUCGCUGGCCGCUACGUACUUGAGCUCCCGGAAUAG